ACGCAGUACUCCUUCAAGAAGGUGUUCUGCAUUAAGACGUCCCAGAUGGAGUUGUUUCAGGAUGUUGCCAAGCCCCUCGUGGAUGACCUCAUUCACAGUAAAAAUGGUUUGCUGUUUACCUACGGGGUGACAGGCAGUGGAAAGACCUUCACUAUGACUGGGUCUCCAGGACAAGGGGGGCUCCUGCCCCGCUCCCUAGACAUGAUCUUCAACAGCGUCGGCCCUUACCAGGCCAAACGAUUCGUGUUAAAGACAGAUGAUAAGAAUGGUAUGGAGGUCCAGAAUCAGGUGGAUGCUCUGUUGGAGCGCCAGAAGAGGGAAAACCAGCCAUCUGUUGUCCCUAAAACACCCUCCAGGCAGAGGCUGGACCCAGAGUUUGCAGACAUGAUCAACCCAGAGGAGGCCUGCAGGGCGGACGGGGUGGACGAGGACAGUAGCUACAGUGUGUUUGUGUCCUACAUCGAGAUAUACAAUAACUAUAUCUAUGAUCUGCUGGAAGACGCCCCCUAUGACCCCAUCAAACCCAAGUGGAAUGGAGGAGGUACUCCUCAGAGGCAGCCCAACCAAGAGUUCAUACCGCCCCAGUCUAAGCUCCUAAGAGAGGACCAGAACCACAACAUGUAUGUGGCCGGCUGCACCGAGGUAGAGGUUAAGUCUACAGAAGAGGCCUUUGAAGUGUUCUGGAGAGGACAGAAGAAGAGGCGUAUAGCCAACACUCAGCUCAACAGAGAGUCCAGCCGCUCCCACAGUGUCUUCAUCAUCAAACUGGCCCAGGCCCCUCUAGAUGCAGAUGGGGACAACAUCUUACAGGAUAAGAACCAGGUGAGCGUCAGUCAGCUGUGCCUGGUUGACUUGGCGGGGAGUGAGCGCACAAGCAGGACCCGGGCUGAGGGCAGCCGCCUCAGAGAAGCAGGUAACAUCAACCAGUCGCUCAUGACUUUGAGGACGUGUAUCGAAGUGCUUCGGGAGAAUCAAAUGUGUGGCACAAACAAGAUGGUUCCAUACCGUGACUCCAAGGUGACUCACUUGUUCAAGAACUACUUUGACGGGGAGGGUAAAGUACGGAUGGUUGUAUGUGUCAAUCCUAAAGCCGACGACUACGAAGAAACCAUGCUGGUGAUGCGUUUUGCUGAGAUGACCCAGGAGGUGGAGGUAGCCAGGCCCGUGGACAGGCCCAUCUGUGGCUUAGCUGCUGGGCGCCGGCAGAAAAACCAAGCUUUCAAAGACGAGUUGUCGAGACGCCUGGAGGAACGAGGAGGUCCUGUCAAUACAGAAUCCACCCAGUCAGUGAUGCACCAACUGCUCCAGAACCUUCCCCCUCUGCCUGCCAGCGAGAUCACGGACCCCCAUGAUGACGUCACUCUGCCCCGCCUCAUAGAGGUGCUGGAGAAGAGACACAAGAUCAGGCAGAUGAUGACCCAGGAGUACAACAGGGCUGCCGACAUGUUGAAGUCCAUGCUCCAGGAGCUGGACAGUAGCCUGGUCUCCAAGGAGAACUUGAUCCAGGGCCAGCGAGGUCAACUGGGGGAGAAGGACAAGACCCUUCAUAGCCAGAAGACUGAGAUUGACCGUCUGGAGAAGAAGUCCAAGAUGCUGGAGUACAAGGUAAACACAAUGAAAUAG
This is a messenger RNA of Oncorhynchus keta (chum salmon), 1623 nucleotides long. Its product is annotated as kinesin-like protein KIF23. Gene Ontology annotation, molecular function: ATP binding; ATP hydrolysis activity; microtubule binding. The transcript has 13 exons. The annotation marks the transcript as partial. Gene Ontology annotation, cellular component: microtubule; kinesin complex; nucleus. Lineage: Eukaryota; Metazoa; Chordata; Actinopteri; Salmoniformes; Salmonidae. The record is from RefSeq and is a predicted model, not a curated record. Gene Ontology annotation, biological process: microtubule-based movement.